AUGCCAGCAGCAGCGCCGCUCCUCAAGCCGACGGCCGACGACGACCUCGGCCGCUUCAAGAGCAUCGCGAGCGUGCUAGACGGCGGGAAUGGCCACGUCAGGGAGGCGGUGGAGGCCGCCAGGGACGCUGGAUCUGGGGCGCUGCACGCCGCCACCGGUCACAGGAGGAUGCCGGUGUGCGUCUACCUGGUCGAGAAGCUUCGCGUGAAUGUCAAUGCCGGAGACAACAAAGGAGCUCCGGGCACAGGUGGAUGGCCUGCAGGCCGCCCUUGCCUAGAAGCACGCUCUUGCCGUUGCCGAUCAGGCAACAUGGUGACUCUAGUGCACGCAGCGUUGGCCAUCCUCUUCGAGGCUGUGUUUAGAAAUAAUGCUCAUGGUAUAUUUAUAUGUCCUGCAACGCAUGCUCUUUUUUGGUCUAUACAGAAUCUUGAUAUGGACGAGCUGCAUCAGGACAACCUGGAGCGGAAGAACUUUGAGGGCAAGAUCAAGGAGAACCAAGAGACGAUCACCGGUUACCUCAUCCUCGUCGGCAUGCUUGGCUCCUUUGGCAGACCCCUCUUUGGCUCCUACCAACUUACUUUUGUCGCUGGCUAG
Molecule: messenger RNA, 594 nt
Organism: Triticum turgidum subsp. durum (durum wheat)
Lineage: Eukaryota; Viridiplantae; Streptophyta; Magnoliopsida; Poales; Poaceae
Source: the annotation of a GenBank genome assembly